Messenger RNA from Candidula unifasciata, 267 nucleotides. Lineage: Eukaryota; Metazoa; Mollusca; Gastropoda; Stylommatophora; Geomitridae. The record is from the annotation of a GenBank genome assembly.
AUGAAAUCACUAUUGUUCCUUGUGGCUCUGAUGACUGCAGCAUUUGUUGGCCGGAGCAGUGCCAUUAUGGUCGACUAUCCGAGCGAAUGGCAAACACCUAAUUUUGAAGAUUUUAUGAAAAAGGUAUCGGAAUGUGUGAAUCUCAAUAACAGAGGAGAGCGUGCACUCAAAGCUGAUUAUGCCCCGCCUACUCAAAGAGUUUAUACUGAUAAAGCUGUUGGUUCCUUCACACCAUAUCCGGAUAACAUAAUACAGGAGUAUGAAUAA